UUGGCACAGUGACAGUGUAACCAAUGUUGUCUUGCGCACCAAAGCCUUGAUUUGCGGCUGCUAAAAACCCUAGCUAGCUCAACCCAUUUUGCAACUUCUUCGCUUCUUCCCCUACCCCAACUUCUUACAAUACUAAAACAUUUUUUUUACCCGUUGUGUAGUCGGUGAAUUCGGACAAAGAUGUCGGACGACGAGAGAGAAGAGAAGGAGUUGGAUCUCACUAGCCCAGAGGUCGUCACCAAGUACAAGAGCGCCGCCGAAAUUGUUAACAAGGCUCUGGAAUUGGUGGUGUCUCAAUGUAAACCGAAUGCCAGGGUAGUUGAUAUUUGUGAGAAAGGCGAUGCCUUUAUCCGAGAACAAACUGGAAAUAUGUACAAGAACGUAAAGAAGAAGAUCGAGAGGGGUGUUGCUUUUCCAACUUGCAUUUCGGUGAACAAUACUGUUUGCCAUUUCUCUCCUUUGUCUAAUGAUGACACUGUUUUGGAAGACGGUGAUAUGGUGAAGAUUGAUAUGGGGUGUCAUAUAGAUGGUUUUAUUGCUGUAGUUGGACACACGCAUGUUCUUCAGGAAGGGCCAGUCACCGGUAGAGCUGCCGAUGUUAUUGCAGCCGCCAAUACAGCUGCUGAGGUUGCGUUGAGGCUUGUGAGGCCUGGAAAGAAGAACUCAGAUGUAACAGAAGCCAUUCAGAAGGUUGCUGCAGCCUAUGAUUGCAAGAUCGUCGAGGGUGUUUUGAGUCAUCAAAUGAAGCAGUUUGUGAUAGACGGAAACAAAGUUGUGCUGAGCUCGUCUAACCCUGAAACUAGAGUCGAUGAAGCAGAGUUUGAAGAAAAUGAGGUUUACUCGAUUGACAUUGUGACUAGCACGGGCGAAGGAAAGCCAAAGAUACUGGACGAGAAACAAACGACUAUUUAUAAGAGAGCGGUGGACAAAAAUUAUAACUUGAAGAUGAAAGCAUCAAGAUUCAUCUAUAGUGAAAUCAGUCAGAAGUUCCCGCUCAUGCCAUUCACAGCAAGGGACCUGGAGGAGAAACGAGCUCGUCUUGGACUGGUUGAAUGCGUUAACCACGAGCUAUUGCAGCCAUAUCCUGUUCUACACGAGAAACCCGGUGAUUUGGUUGCUCAAAUAAAAUUCACGGUUCUCUUAAUGCCCAAUGGGUCUGAUAGGAUUACCGCCCAUCCACUCCAAGAGCUGAGCGUGACAAAACCAAUAGAUGAUCCCGAGAUAAAGGCUUGGCUAGCCCUUCCAACAAAGACCAAGAAGAAAGGCGGGGGCAAGAAAAAGAAAGGCAAGAAAGGAGAUAAGACAGAAGAGGCACCACAGACCGAGCCAACGGAUGAAGCUACGAACGAAUCAAAGUCUUAGCGGAACGCCUCUUAUAUCAUUGGUCAUAAUCAAUCACUUCUGAAAAGCUCGGUUCUUUGAACGAUCAUACUGACAUGUCGAGCUGAUUGUGCUUCCUUUGAAUAUUCUUAUACAAAGCAUGGAUGAUUCCCAUCUUCCUAACUAUACUUUUUGCAGUGUUUUUGAUUGAUCUGUGGGUUCAAAUCCUUUCACCAUUUGAGGCUUCAAAAGUUCUGCAUAUUUGUCUAAAUGUGAACAAGGUUAUACAGAAAAAUUACAUGACAUUUUGAUGUAAUAUAAGAAGGAUUUGACAGGAUAAUGUCAGAAAACUGAAAACCUUAGCACUUUAGUGCA
Molecule: messenger RNA, 1695 nt
Organism: Ipomoea triloba (trilobed morning glory)
Lineage: Eukaryota; Viridiplantae; Streptophyta; Magnoliopsida; Solanales; Convolvulaceae
Product: ERBB-3 BINDING PROTEIN 1-like
Exons: 10
Coding region: 181-1362 (393 amino acids)
Source: RefSeq, a predicted model, not a curated record